CACCAGACCGACGAGGGAAGGUCCUUCCGGCGAGACUUCCCCGACCUCCUUCUCCCCAAUCGACAGCUGCCUCCCGACGGCAAGGAGCAAUCGACAACGACGAUGGCCAGUGAGAAUAGCGACGAGGACACCCUGCGCAGUGAUUCUCCUCCCCCGACGGAUUACAGGGUAGCGGCGGGUUCCACCGUCAAUUUCGCCCAAGCCCAAACAACGAUGACCCAAAUCUUCUCUGUUCCAGCCACAAUUUACGACAGUGGGGCUGGGCACGUCUGGUUCUAUUCAAAUAUUAGCUACUGCAACCUCCAAGUGAUGGGGAAUGACAAUUCUGGAGCAAAUUGUUUGAAUUAUUUGAUAUUUCCAUGAGCAAUUAAAUAUGGCAUACUGACAAGCUUGUGAGAAAAAAAAUCCUGUGUUGGAGAAGAUGCACAUCAAACUGAAAUGGCUUCCGGUACAAGAUGUGCAUCGUCUACGCUCACUUUUCCAUCAACGCCUCCAUCAUCAAUGAAAACAAGUCAAUUAA
Molecule: messenger RNA, 520 nt
Organism: Cuscuta campestris
Lineage: Eukaryota; Viridiplantae; Streptophyta; Magnoliopsida; Solanales; Convolvulaceae
Source: the annotation of a GenBank genome assembly